CCGGGAAAUUCUUUUUUGUAAUAGAAAAACUCCUCUCGGAGAAAUUCAGAGCCAUUGGGUUUAUAGCCUCUAAGUGAACAACAAGCUCACUGAGUGUCAUACAGUGUGCAGUUCGGUUCAUGGCACCAUGUUGGGAAAAUUAAACCUUCCUUGGAUUGACCAUAUCCCAACUUUGAAAGAACUGAUGCACGAUAUCUCUAAGGUCUCUAAGACCUAUGGAAAAUCGAAUCUUGAAUUUCAUCGAAGCAUAAGGGAUAGUGCCCCUCAAUAUCCUGUCGGCCUCGAUGAAAAUUCAAGGGAUCUUUAUCUCAAGCCUAGUUCAUUACCAAGUUUGCAAGCUCAAUCGCAAUAUCAACACGAUUCAAUUGAACACCCAGUGGAUUCUUACGGUGCUCCGUACAGAGAUUCUUAUGCAGCACCCUCAGACCCGUACACGACCUACUCGGAGCCCAUUUACUAUGAAGAGCAUCAUGAGGUUAACAACUUGAAAACCAAGUUGAAGCAUUUUCUACCGUGGGUCUUGCUCGCCAUUGGUGUUUUGGGAGCUUUGCUUUUACUUGGACUUCUCGCUCCAUCUAUUCGACAAAGACUCCAUGAAAUCAAAGAGGAACCACAACACCACGAGAAACAUUAUGAUCCCCAUCACCCUGGUCAACAUCACAACUUUGCCUUUGGCCCCCCUGGGCCCCCAGGUUCCCCGGGGCCAACUGGCCCAGCUGGACUUCCAGGCAACACAGGCUCACCAGGUAUUCCGGGGAUACCUGGACGAGUUGGGUCCUCUGGGUCACCCGGUACCCCUGGAAUUAAUGGACUCUCUGGUGCCAGCGGCAACCCUGGUAUUGCUGGAGCCGCUGGCACGCCUGGGUCUGCGGGAGGUAGUGGAACACCUGGAAUACCUGGUGCAGCUGGUGCUGCUGGCGUAGGAGGCCUGGGUGGUCCAGUAGGCCCCGCCGGAGUUGCAGGAAGUCCUGGACCCGCGGGUCCAGGUGGCCCUGCUGGUAUUCCAGGAACACCUGGGGCAGACGGAGGGGCUGGAGUUGCCGGUUCUUCGGGAAGCCCUGGUUCGCCUGGUAAUCCUGGUCAACCAGGACCUGUUGGUCCACAGGGUGUCAGUGGUACAGCUGGAGCACCGGGUGGGCCUGGAGCACCGGGUCCAGCUGGAAAAUAAAUUUGAAGAACAUACGAUACUAGGUUUCCCAAUUGUACACUUUGCAUUCCAGGCAACUGUUGUCAUCGUGGAAUUUGUGUUAUAUAUUUUGUUGAUAUCACGAUUAAAUGCAUAUGAAG
Tigriopus californicus is the source of this 1287-nucleotide messenger RNA. Its product is annotated as collagen alpha-1(III) chain-like. NCBI's taxonomy places the organism in Eukaryota, Metazoa, Arthropoda, Copepoda, Harpacticoida, Harpacticidae. Bases 128 to 1168 code for a protein of 346 amino acids. The record is from RefSeq and is a predicted model, not a curated record. The transcript has 3 exons.